UCGAGUGCCAUUUUAUCCACUACACAACACUGCCAGAAGCUUCUCAAAUUUUCGUUUGAACCGCAACAAUGCGUAGAAAUAAGAAAAACAAGAAAAAUGUGGAAACCAAAGCCAACGGCGCCAUCAAGAAGGCUCCGCAACCUGGCUUGGGGGAUUUCCAUCACCAUGUGGAUAACAAUGAUAAAGUGCAUGCAGAACUACAGCUGAAAAGCCCAUGCCAAGCAUUAGAGCGGGAACUUGGCGUAAUGGGCGAGAGCAGGACAGCAAGCAGUUCAAGGGGAUGCGGCGCCAACGACAAAGAGCAGAAAAUCUCCAGCGGGAUGCCAAGGGCUACCCAAGUGCGACCAAAACCCUUGGGACAGUUAUCGACACCUGAAAUUAAUGGCCGCAACAUCUCUAACAAAGUACCCGAGUCGGUUGAAGCCGGUUCGGUACGGAAAAUGUACGGAAACCGGAACAGAAAGAAACCAAAAGACCCAUGUGAUGUUUCCCUGCGAGCAACGCCUGAAAUGAAUUGUCACGACGUCCCAUACGUCCACAAUAUCUAUAGCGAAAUAUCCGAGCUGUACCCGAAACCUUCGGGACAGAGUGUCCGCUUCGUACCCCAAAGACGCGGCGGCGGGUCCACUGGCGAAACGAGACGCGAAGAAGAGGACAACUUUAACGGAAUAGACCAAAAGCCACUAAAUACCUGGGAAAAAGCACUAGCUGCAAUGUAUGGGCAUGGAAACUCCGACAACCACAUCUACCGCGGAGUAUCCGAGCUGUUUCCGGAACCUUCGACCCAGAGCCAGAGUAGCCCAUUCGUACCCCUGAGAGUGGCCAACAACUACAAACAGAUCAGCCGCGUGGAAGGGGAACCCUCCAAGGCUCGGAUACCCUGUGUACAGGCACGCAAAGAGCCGCAAAUCAAAAUUAUGAAGAGGCCGGAGCCAGACAAAGUUGCGUUCACAAUUAAUAAUGAGCCUAUCCGGGGACUGCCUCGCGGUAAGGUCAGAGUGCAAUCCUGCCACCCGAAACCACCGCCAGCGCGUUGCGUGCCGAAGGAACUGGAACAGGUGGAUCGCAUGACAUCGGCAGAUUUCCGGCACGACUACAACGCCCACAUGCUGAACAUGCGCACGCAGCUCAAAAACCAGGACCACAUGCACUACUUUGCGAUGGUCAUUAGAGAGAAUGCGCAUCUGUUCAAGGGGCGCGUCAUCCUCGUCCUGUCCUGCGGCGUGGGCACCUUGGCCCUGAUGGCCGCCCGAAUUGGGGGGGCGAAGCGUGUGUACGCCGUGGACCACUCGAUGGUGACUAACUACGCGGAGCUGGUGGUGAAGCAGAAUCACUUCGAGCACACCGUGAAGGUGCUGCACGGGCGCAUGGCCGAUCUGAAGCUGCCCGAGAAAGUGGACGGAAUUGUGUGCAACUGGAUGGGGCACUCGCUGCUGUGGAACUCUGAGAUCCUGGAGGUCCUCGAGGCACGGGAUCGCUGGCUGAAGAAGAAUGGCUUCAUACUGCCCGAUCUGGGGGCUCUCUAUCUGGUGGGAGCCGCGGAGCCAGAGCUGAAGGGCCUUUGCGACUGGUGGCGGAGCGUCCACUACUUCAAAAUGAACGCCAUGCGUCGGUGUGCCAUCUCCGAGCCUCGUUACGCGAAGACCCACGCCGACUGUGUCCUCACCCUUGCCCAUCGCGUGCUGGCGCUCAAUCUGAAGAGGGCCACCCCGGAGGAUCUGCAGAUAGAUCGCGAUAUACGGCUGAAGGUCACCAAGGAUGGGCACCUGGAGUGCUUCACUCUGUACUUCGAUGUGGCGUUCAGCCAAUGCCAUCGCCAGCGCACCCUCAGCUGCAAUCCCUGUCUCGCCAGCGGUUACAAUUCGCUCUGGCUGCAGACGGUUCUCUUCGUCGAGAGGUCCUUUGUGCUCCGUGAGAACCUGCACUACGCAGGUCGCUUUAUCUUCCGCCCCUUGGAGAGAUUCGACACAAAUCAGUUCGAGAUUGUCAUCAAGCUCUCUGAGAGCAGGCGCUUCGAGGGAGAAAUGCCGGGGUUCUUUGGCAAUCGUUUGGUCAGCAAGCGCUGGCUGAUGAUGGACCGCCACCAGACGGUGGCCGAGGUGGACAGCUGUCAGGACGAGGAUAAUUAAGUGUAUCAAUUUAGAUGUAGAGUGCGCGCAAAUGCGCUCCAGGCACGUGAGCUCUUGGCUGCUCAACACCAGCAGCAACCAUCAUUCCAUCUCCAUCAUCACAAUAAUAAGCAAAAACAUUACCACUAUCAGCAUCAGCAGCAACGCAUGACAACUCGAAAGACGCAAAGCUCCAGCUUUGCACUUGCACCGGCACCGGCACCGGUUGUACAGCACUCAAUAACAAGAAUAAGAAUAGUAUUAGUAGUAAUGUAUGGCAACACGGGGAGCAGGAGCUCUUCCUCAUUGCCUUCGAGUGGCUCCUCGCUGCAGAGCCACAGCAACGACCACCAUCAACCGCGGACAGUAUCGUCAUCUGCAGAUCAGGAGUAGCUACCAGCAAUCGGAGAUGACCAGAUCCAAACACCAAACACCCGCCGGCCAAUAAGACUGAGGAAUGUGCCCGAGCAAAUCUCGGCGGUCUGUGAUUCAAGGCCUCCGCCACGGGUGGCAUCAGCAGCGACUCGUCAACGUACACAGCCUCCGCGUUAUCCACCUCUAAGCCUAAGCCAAACGCCAUAACCAAGCUCCUCUCACGCAUCAGAUCUGGAAAGUCUCCGCCGGCUUAUUUUUAAAAUACCGUAUAUAUACGUACUGUUCGUAAGUACAUUGUGCUCGUGUCGUAAAUCGUGAUCAGCGAUAAGCGCUAAUCCUAAUCUUUAAUCAGUCAUGCGAAAAAGUUUUGUUUAUAAAUUUGAAUAAAUCUAUUAAAAAGAUUCCCGACACGGU
Messenger RNA from Drosophila pseudoobscura, 2897 nucleotides. Its product is annotated as protein arginine N-methyltransferase 3. Gene Ontology annotation, cellular component: nucleus. NCBI's taxonomy places the organism in Eukaryota, Metazoa, Arthropoda, Insecta, Diptera, Drosophilidae. Gene Ontology annotation, molecular function: protein-arginine N-methyltransferase activity. The transcript has 3 exons. Bases 69 to 2129 code for a protein of 686 amino acids. The record is from RefSeq and is a predicted model, not a curated record. Gene Ontology annotation, biological process: peptidyl-arginine methylation.